Molecule: messenger RNA, 2999 nt
Organism: Ornithodoros turicata
Lineage: Eukaryota; Metazoa; Arthropoda; Arachnida; Ixodida; Argasidae
Product: glutamate receptor 2-like
Exons: 17
Coding region: 95-2749 (884 amino acids)
Biological process (GO): modulation of chemical synaptic transmission; synaptic transmission, glutamatergic
Cellular component (GO): postsynaptic density membrane; plasma membrane
Molecular function (GO): glutamate receptor activity; transmitter-gated monoatomic ion channel activity involved in regulation of postsynaptic membrane potential
Source: RefSeq, a predicted model, not a curated record
CACACAUGUGAGUGUCUGAGUGAGCGAGCACGGACUUGUGCUCCUCAUCCCUGGUUCUACUAGCAGUGCCCUUUUGACAGCGCGCGGGAGGAAAAUGGCUUCUUGCUUGUCACUGCUUCUACUGCUCGGGUUUUGCGUCGCGGGCCCGGCUUUUGCCAAGAUCCGUGUCCCUAUAGGUGCGGUUCUGCUGAAGGGCCAGGAAGAAAUUGGCCAGGCUCUUCGCUAUGCCUUUCGAAGAUUCGAGUCUCAGCAUUUUGAGCCGCAUCUCGUCACGGACGUCAUGGACGAAAUGGACUACGUCGAACUCAGCUCCAGAGUGUGUCAACUCCUCCACCGCGGCAUCGUAACUCUGGUGUCACCUCCGGAUUCCUUGUUUGCGCAUCGUGCUCUGGUGUCCUACUCCAACACCUUUCACGUGCCAUUGGUGAGCGGAGCGGCUUUGGAGUCUAGAAACGAGUCUCCGUUUGUAGUGAGCGUACAGCCCUACUCGGUGGCCGCCGCAACUAGUCUUCUGGAACACUUCCAGUGGCCAUCCUUCCUCUACCUGUACGAUUCGGACGAAGGCUUGAAGAACCUGCACAGGAUCCAAGACGGAUCGCUGACGAAGAACUUUCAGGCGGAAAGAGUACGGAACGCAGCAGAAGCAGCAGCAUUCCUUUCCAAACUGGGUCUCAAAGACUCAGAGGGUGUCCGUUACGUUGUCCUGGACACGUCGCAGGGACUGGCCCAUGCGGUCGUCAAUAAGCAGGUCAAGGAGACCAUGAGCUUCACUGAGCUUCAUACUCACUUCAUUCUACUCAGACCUGUAACUGACGACUUCUGGCAUUUCCGAAGGCCGGGUCUAGGAUCCGUAAACGUAACGGCGCUCGGAUUAGUCGAUCCGGAUUUUCCACCGGCGAGAGAGUUCCACAAAGUCAUGCGGAAGAGCAGCCCACACAAGAAAGUUUCUUUGGACGCGUACCUUUACCACGAUGCCGCCAUUGUUCUGCUGUCUUCCUUCGCUAACUUACUGGAACGCAAUCCGUCCGCAUUUGAAGGAAGCUUGGAAGGAGAUCACAUCACGUUUAACGGAUCACGUGGCAUCGAGUGCUACACACGGCCAGCGACAACAUUUCGAGAAGGGCUACGAGUAUCAGAAUCUCUGAAGCGAGUACAUACGCCCGAGGGCCUAACGGGUAAUCUCCAGUUCAACGAGUAUGGUGAAAGAGUCGGCGUUGUCUUCCAAGUAAUCAGCAGUACGUCAGGAGGAAGGCAUAAGAUCGGCACCUGGUCUGACAAGUACGGUCUGUUGAUCAUUCAAGAACCCCAGGCCUUAGCACAGCUUUCAACCGAAGAGGGGAAAUCUGCCGAGGGUUUGGAGCCAGGAAAGAAAUUUGUUGUCACUAGCAUCUUGACCGCACCAUACUUGACGCUCAAAGAAGGCACCGAUGACGAAUACUACGGAUACGUCGCUGACUUGGUUAAGGAACUCUCCAGCGUUCUGGGCUUCGAGUACAAGAUCCGGGUUGUCAAAGACUCUACAUAUGGAAAACUCGAUGCCAACGGAACGUGGAAUGGACUCGUGGGCGAGAUCAUUAACAAGGAAGCAGACUUGGCCGUGGCGGAUCUCACGAUCACUGCAAAACGCAUGGAGGUUGUUGACUUCUCCCUCGCGUUCAUGGUGGACAGCCUUGGAGUUAUUAGCAGCUCCUAUGGCUCCACAUACCAACCGCCACGCUCCUAUUUCUUCUUGAUGGCCUUCUCAAGAGAGCUAUGGUUGGCGAUCCUCUGCGUCCUCGUAGCCUUCACCAUUCUGUCCUUCCUGUUGAACCGCUUGACUGGAGGACCGGAUCGUGUCACGCCUCGCGCCGAAUACCACCAGUCGACACUUUGCGGGAGUUUUUGGUUUUCCACGGGGUCAUUCUUUUUGCAGAGCACUGGAACUUACCCCAGGUCCGCGUCUUCACGAAUCCUCACGUGCUUCUGGUGGUUCUUUGUGCUGCUGGUAGUCGUCAUCUAUCUGUCGCAGAUGACAGUUUUCCUACUGGACAAGUACAUUCAUCUCAAGCCGGACGCUUUCAGCGGUGAAGAGUUGCUGCAGGAAGUUUUAUCCGGUCAGCGGGACGUCAGUGUGCUUCAGUCAGGAUCAACCCACAACUUCAUCGAGUCAUCGCAGGAGCUUUUCUUUCGGAGAUUGAGUCCUCAUCUCACGUUUGUCCCGUCGUCGUCCCAAGGCUUCGAGCGCGUCAAGGACGGCGGUGGUCAUCAUAGCUUCAUCGGCGCAAGCUCAACGCUCUUGGAAUGGACGAAGGAGAACUGCCACGUGGUCCAUCACCGACUGGUCGACGACUACGCCCGCUACGGUAUUGCCUUUAGCAAAGGAUCGCCAUACAGAGAAGCAUUUAGCCGUGCCCUGCAGAAACUCCGCGAGAACGAGUUCCUAUCGCAGCUCAAACACAAGUGGUUGGCACGGCAGGACAGCUGUACUCGGAUCAAAUUUUCCAAGUUAUACACGGGUUCGCUAGCUCUGACGCUGAGAAGCACAUCCGGAAUGUUCUGUAUAGUCCUUACCGGGUUCGUUCUGGCCUUGCUUGUGGGCUGCAUCGAGUUCUGCGUCAGUGCUCGGAGAGAAGCGAGGAAAACUCAGACUCCAGUGCGAGAGGUCAUGUGGUUGAGGGCACAAAGUUCAAUGAAAAGAAAAGGACAGAAAGAAAAAUAUCCGGUCAAUGACGAAGAGCACAGUCUUCAGACGACGACAAACCACGAUUAAAGUCAAGGAGAACCAAAUAGAUAUGCACCUCAAAGUUACUGUCACCAAUCUCCGUUUCUGAUUGUCAGGCUGCCUCGAAGCUAUUCGUUGGCGACACCACAUCUUAGCCAUCAUCAUCAUCGUCAUCAUCAUCAUCAUCAUCAUCACCAUCGGGGAAUGUCUAUCGUCUGCUGUUUAUGGCUGUCAUGAGACUUCAUUUUAUUUUAAUGCGUAUCUUUCUUUUCUCUUUUAAAUAAAACGUUCUUUCGAA